UCAGGAUGAAUGCAAUACAACGUCGAUCGCGGCGCCUUCGAGUAUUGUGUCGAGAUUGUGUGACCAAAUAAUUUUUGGUCAGAAUUCACGAAAUAAAAUGUUCUUAACAAACUUGUUACUUAAGAAAGCGAAAAGCAAACUCAUUAUGGUUCAGAUGGAAAGCGCUGUAACCGGGCAUACGUUUAAUAAAAUACGCGAAAGACUUGCCGACAAGCUAGAAAUACUGCGAUUUGAUCCACAUAUACAACGGAUAAGUUUGUACAGAGAAAAAAAGAAGAUACGCAGUAUGUAAUGGUUUUUCUCUGGCGGUUCGCUGGAAUAUUAAAUGUUGUAUUAAAGAUUGAAUUAAAAUGUAAUAUUUAAAAUUCGGUGAAUUCUGUCAUUUCAAUCCCACAAUGUUGUUUAGAAGUUUCAAUUGCAAGACAUUGGCAGACUAAGUAACUUUGUGUAAUUUAUUUUAUUCAAAUGUACGUACUACCGAGUAAUCUAUGUAUACAUCAUAUUGAAAACAAUAUAUUCAUUUCACUAGA
This is a messenger RNA of Neodiprion fabricii, 530 nucleotides long. RefSeq names its product 39S ribosomal protein L33, mitochondrial (gene mRpL33). Gene Ontology annotation, biological process: translation. Gene Ontology annotation, cellular component: mitochondrion. Bases 98 to 292 code for a protein of 64 amino acids. The transcript is spliced from 3 exons. NCBI's taxonomy places the organism in Eukaryota, Metazoa, Arthropoda, Insecta, Hymenoptera, Diprionidae. The record is from RefSeq and is a predicted model, not a curated record.